AAAAUUGUAAUGUUUGAAGCUUUGUUUAGAAAAAAGAAUAGUCAUUAGGAAAAAAGAAAAAGAGAAAAGGAGUGUAACAUUACAGAAAAAGAAGAAAAAAAAGAGAGAGAACAUUACGUCUACGAGAAAGUUAUUAUAGAGAAUAUAUAAAAAGAAAAAUUCAAAUUCUUAGGCUUUAAUCAUUCUUUUCUGCAGAUCCUCUUUGCUAUUGUAGGAUUUGUUAAGCGUGCGCAAAAGGAAUUAGCUUGAGGUAUUCAGAGCAAUGCACAACAUAAAGUGAAAGGUUCACGUUAAGCACUUGGAGAACUUUUAGAAGACAAGUUAUUUGCUCCUUGAAUUCCAUUUCUCAAUUUCUGGAAUUUUAUAUUAUUAACCCCUUUGCCGAAUGAUUACCGCUCAUGCCUGUUGGGAGUGGUCAUGAAUCUAGAACAAUAGCUUUGUGCAUGGAAUUAGGUGAUCCGAAUGCAAAUGUGUUAUAAGAGGCAUGAGUUGUUCUGAAGGCUAAUUUUUUAAACACUUGGAUGGGUGCUCCUAAACAGAAGUGGACUCCAGAAGAAGAAGCUGCUCUUAAAGCUGGGGUCCGUAAGCAUGGACCAGGCAAAUGGCGAACGAUCCUAAAGGACCCAGAAUUUAGCGGAGUGUUGCGCUUGCGUUCAAAUGUAGAUCUAAAGGACAAGUGGAGGAACAUGAGUGUGAUGGCAAAUGGCUGGGGUUCUAGAGAGAAAGCAAGGCUGGCUCUCAAAAGAAUGAAUCAAACUCGUAAACAGGAUGAGUCUUUAGUUGUUACCAUUGAGUCUCAAAGUGAUGAGGAAAUUGUUGAAGCAAGGCUGGCGACUACUUCUAGUGGUUCUCCACAGAUUGGUGGGUCAAAAAGAUCUAUCAUAAGGUUGGAUAAUCUUAUAAUGGAGGCUAUAAGCAACUUGAAGGAGCCAGGUGGUUCCAACAAGACUACUAUAGCUACAUACAUAGAGGAUCAAUACUGGGCACCUCCAAACUUUAAAAGGCUACUUUCGGCGAAACUGAAGUAUUUAACUGCAACUGGGAGACUUAUCAAGAUAUUUUUUUUGCAGGUGAAGCGGAAGUAUAGAAUAGCACUGAUGUCAGCAUUAUCUGAUAGAAGAAGAAUGCCUUCCAUUCCUCUCUUGGAAAGCGCGCAGAGGAUCUCGAAUAGGGUUGAUCGGGAUGAUAUGAACAUGCGCACUACUAAGGCUCAAGUAGAUUUAGAGUUAGCUACGAUGAGGAGUAUGACACUUCAAGAGGCAGCAGCAGCUGCUGCACAAGCUGUCGCAGAAGCAGAAGCAGCCAUCGAAGAAGCUGAGGAGGCUGCUAGAGUGGCUGAGGCUGCUGAGGCUGAAGCCGAAGCUGCACAAGCCUUUGCAAAAGCUGCAAUGAGAACACUACAAGGGAGAAGCAUUCCAAGGAUGAUGAUACAUGCUUGAUGGAUCUUCCAGAGUUGAAGCUCGAUAUUUUGCUGGAUUCUCUUCCAGUUUCUUAUUUUUCAAAUCGUAGCCAACUCGCUUGUUGGCUUGUAAAUAUGGUAAAAAAAAAUUGUGGAAAUGUAUAAUCCAGUGUUAGUGAUAGUAAAGCCUUUCGAAAAUGUAG
Molecule: messenger RNA, 1602 nt
Organism: Nicotiana attenuata
Lineage: Eukaryota; Viridiplantae; Streptophyta; Magnoliopsida; Solanales; Solanaceae
Product: telomere repeat-binding factor 1-like
Exons: 8
Coding region: 522-1439 (305 amino acids)
Biological process (GO): nucleosome assembly
Cellular component (GO): nucleosome
Molecular function (GO): double-stranded telomeric DNA binding
Source: RefSeq, a predicted model, not a curated record